This is a messenger RNA of Ilex paraguariensis (yerba mate), 315 nucleotides long. The record is from the annotation of a GenBank genome assembly. Lineage: Eukaryota; Viridiplantae; Streptophyta; Magnoliopsida; Aquifoliales; Aquifoliaceae.
AUGGUUUUGCUGCCUGCUACAGAAAGUAGUGCCCUUCGAGUCGCGCAUUGUCUAAUAGGUGAAGGCUAUGGGCUAAAGACAAAAGUGGUGAAGGCAGCUCCAAAGUCUCCGGUGACUUCAGUUGUGUCUCAAACAAGUCUCUCAAACCAAAACCCCUCAUUCAUCCAUCUCUUCGGGCGAAAACCCCUCCACCACAUCUCCACCGAAUCACAGUCACCACUACGGCGUGAUAAAUUUUGGUUUCGGCGAAUGUCGUCAGUCGUGACCCUCCCAGUGGCCCACAUCUUUUCUGAUCGGUCGGGGGCAGAAAUAUAA